Molecule: messenger RNA, 5159 nt
Organism: Schistocerca piceifrons (Central American locust)
Lineage: Eukaryota; Metazoa; Arthropoda; Insecta; Orthoptera; Acrididae
Gene: Graf
Product: rho GTPase-activating protein 10
Exons: 21
Coding region: 82-2619 (845 amino acids)
Biological process (GO): signal transduction
Cellular component (GO): cytoplasm
Molecular function (GO): GTPase activator activity; protein binding
Source: RefSeq, a predicted model, not a curated record
GUCGAGUGGAUGUGUGGUUACGUACGCGUGUGUUGUACGUGAAAUAUAUACGAAGUAAAUGGUGUUACAUAGAUUUGUUUUAUGAUGGGGGUGGGACUACAGCCGCUUGAAUUUACAGAAUGUUUGACUGAUAGCCCUACGUUCAGGGAGAAACUUCACACACAUGAAAAGGAGCUGGAACGGACAAGUCAACAAAUAAAAGGACUGAUAAAAGAAGUAAAGGAUUUACUAAAUGCCGCUAAAAACCUGUCGAAAGCGCAGCGCACGCUGUCGUAUAGCCUCAUCAACUUCAACUUCGAGUGCAUCGGAACGUCGCAGACGGACGACGAAGUCAGCAUCGCCAAGUCGCUGUCGGAAUUCGGUCGGCUCAUCUCCAACAUCGAGGACCAGCGGGACAUGAUGCUGGACCGCGCCUACGAGCAAAUAAUUCUGCCGCUGGAGAAGUUCCGGAAAGAGGAGAUAGGAGCCGUCAAGGAUGGCAAGAAGAAGUUCGAGAAGGAAACGGCGAAGUUUUAUCUUAGCCAAGAGAGGUACCUGAACCUGUCCACCAGAAAACAGGAGAACGUCCUGCAAGAGGCUGAUGCGAAUCUGAUGCUCGAAAAGCGAGCUUUCUCAGAAGCCAGUUUGGAGUACGUGUUUCUCCUACAGGAAGUCCAAGAGAAAAAGAAAUUCGAAUUUGUUGAAACACUGCUCGGUUUCAUGUACAGUUGGUUAACAUUCUAUCACCAUGGACAUGAAGUUGCCAGUGAUUUCAAACCAUACAUGAAUGAUCUGCAGUUAAAAAUACAGAAGACAAGAAAUAACUUCGAUGCAACUCGAGAUCAUACGGAGAAGCUCAAAAAGAAAAUGCAGGAGAUAACAGCUUUGUCUGGAGCGCCUAUUAAGCCAAAUCGCCAUGAAGGUUAUUUGUACCUGAUGGAAAAGAAGGCUUUUGGCACAACAUGGACAAAGCAGUAUUGCACUUACCAAAAGGACACCAAAGAAUUCACCAUGGUACCAUACAACCACUUGACAGGGAAGCAGGCCCCAGGAGAAACUAUAAAGCUUGCAUCUUGUGUGAGGAGGAUGUCUGAAUCCAUAGAAAAGCGCUUCUGUUUUGACAUUACACCAGAAGACAGACCCGGUGUAGUAUACACACUGCAGGCAUUAUCAGAUGAGGACCGCAGAUUGUGGAUGGAUGUCAUGGAUGGCAAGGAACCCACAUAUUCAGUACCUGGUAAAUCAUCAAAAUCUGAAGAAACAUCUCUAGAUGAAACAGGGUUUAGAUUUGUCAGCAAGUGUAUUGAAGUUCUGGAGAAAAGAGGUUUGGAGGAAACAGGUCUGUACCGUAUGGUGGGCCUCAACUCGAAGGUAACGAAGUUAUUGCAGAUGUGCUUAGACAAGAGAAAACCUGAAAGACUACAGGCACUGGAUGAUGAAUCUGAAUGGGAGAGUAAAACUAUCACUAGUGCCCUCAAGACUUAUCUUCGCAACCUACCAGAACCAUUGAUGACAUUCCGUCACCAUAACGCUUUUGUUGCUGCUGCGAAACAAGAAACAAAAAGUCAAAGAGUGAAUGAUGUACAUACACUGGUUCAUCGACUACCACAAAUGAACUUUGACAUGCUCAACAUGCUUGUCAGGCACCUGAAAAAGGUUGCAGAGAAAAGUGAAAAAAAUCGGAUGACUGUGAGCAAUCUGAGCACCUGUUUUGGGCCUACACUGUUGCGUCCUGAAGAGGAAACUGUUGCGGCCAUCAUGGAGACAAAGUUCUUUAAUGUCGUUAUUGAGAUACUGAUUGAGAACUAUGACAAGAUAUUCCGGACAUCCCCAGAGCCAUCUGAAAUACCAAAUCUACCUGCAGCUACACAGAUACAACCACAGCUUGGGAUGGCCACUAAUAUUGCUGCUGCUACAAAUGGAGGCAUUCCUCUACACCAUAACCAUAACCACAACCAUGUUAUACCUCCACCUAGAGCAAAGUAUGCUCAUCAGCAGUCAUCACACGCUGUUGCACAUCUUGUCCGCACAUAUGACACUCCAACGCCUGUAUCAUUGGGAGGAGGAAUGAAUCACGUAGGAAUUACUGGGCCAGGGUACGGUAUUUCACCGACCCCGAGUGCACAUACGACUGGUCUUCCUGCUGCAGCUCAUCAUAAGUUGCAGCCUUCCAUUGUGUCAAGUCGAGUCAGUCCUUCCAGUGUUUCAGCUUUUUCUGAAAGCAACCUGCUGAGUCUUGGGCAUCCGUCUUACCACAGCUACCACUCCAAGCCCCAUUAUUUUUACAGCACAAGGGGUAGUCCUGAACGCUUGGAUGUCAGUAUGAGCAGUUCAACAGAAACUUUGCCUGUCUCUGUGAGGGAUGGAAGUGGUAGCCUGGUCCACGUCCAAGACUCACCACAGAAGAACAAGAGAGGAGGAACACUGCAUGGAAAUUACACAGCAGUUUACCGGCCACCUCAGGAUAUGAGAGUUCGUACAUUGUAUGCUUGCCAAGGAGAGAACGAUGGAGAACUUUCAUUUGAACCUAACCAGAUUAUCACUAAUGUAAGAGGAUCACAGGAACCUGGUUGGCUUGAGGGAACACUUAAUGGAAAGACAGGCCUUAUUCCUGAAAAUUAUGUCGAGAAACUUCCCUGACCUGGGCUCAAACUAUGGGCAAGAAUUAGUCGACGGUCAGCCCACCUUCAGACUCAGCCGCAGGUGCCCCAUCAGCCACCGCAGUGAUGAUAAGUGCAGCUGAUAUUCUUCUGAAGCAUAUGUGCAAUGUAGUAACGAUGUUAAAAUGCAGAUUAAUGAAUGAGUCUAUCAUCAGACCUGUGUUUACAAAUGUACGCUUUGUACAUCACCGGGAUACUCCUUCGUCAAACAAGUGUUAAAUGCGGGUCUUGGCCUUUCCAUACUUGGCUUCCAUUCACAUAUCACCUCUUAAGAAUGUGUCUUCUGCAUUGUGUUUUGAACUCAAUAAUUAAACUGACUGGCAGGUGAACUGUAUAGUAGUUGAGUGUCAGAACGUGAUUUGUGCAGCAUCUGUGUGACUAAGAAUUGUUGCAAACCUACAAAUGUUUUGUGAAAACCUGUUAAUGUCCAGUGUAAAAAUCAACAGUGUAAUUAUGAGCUGAUCAGUUAGAGACUUGUGGGCACCCCUUUAUCAUCCAGCAGAGAAUGCAAUGGCAAUAUCAUACGUUGAACAACUGUUCAUUUAUUGUAUAUAGAUAUUGUUGUACAAUUAUUUAUUAUGUUAAUAAUAAUUUUAUUUAUGAUUGCCAUUGUCAUCUGUUGCUUUUAUGUUGCCACAUUUGAGGAAAUCAGAUACAAAAAGAAUCCUUUUCAGAGUCCAAAUAGCAGUUGUUAAACAUACUGAUUUGUAAUAUUGUGCUGCGUAUAAUAAUACUGUGUAACUUAUAUUAAAUGUGAGCCUAAAUUUUCUGUGAUAUACUUCCAUUCAUAUAGCCUCACAGAGCAAAUUCAUAGUCAUAAAAUGUUCAUAUAUGUAUGCAAGAGUCACAAAUUCAUCUAUUCUGUGCCAAUUAGAAGAAAAUGUGAUUUCACAACAGAAAAUAUCAGUGCAAUAUAUGAAAAGAACAUGUUGUUUUCUGUUAGGGCACUUCACCAGAGAAACCUGGUGACGAAAUGUGAAAUUUUAUUGUGGAGUAGCUCAUCAAAGCUGAAAUCUCUAGAUGCGAGUCUUGAUACUCCAGUGGAUUUUCUGUUGUCACAGUGUGUGUAUUAUUGUUUCAGUGCAGCUUUUCAUUUUCUUUGUAGAUUAUUUGUCAUGUAACUGAGAUGCUGAGCAGCCUGUUAGUGCUAAGGAACAAGUGUAACUGCAAGUCCAACCUUGUUUAUGUGCUUCAGCAAUACUGUUAUUGGUUAACUUUUCCAUUGUUAGUGAUAUUUUGUAUACAACAGCUUCAUAAUAACCUUGAAUUCUUUGAACUUAACAGUUUAUUGGCCAGUAAUAAUGCAUAAAACUCUUGUCACAUUGUUGUGUUGGUGUCUGAGCUAAAUUAAAGGAGUAUUUGUUCUGGCUAUAGCUUUAAUGUUCAAUUAACGAGUCAUCUAGAGUGGAACAGAAUUUAACUUCAAAUUAAGAAGAACAUGUUGAUGAUGAUGAUGAUGAUGCAACUUUGUAUUCCACUAGAACAGUGAUGUUUAUAUUUUGUGUGCAACAGUACUAUUGUAAUGUUAUAUGAUUAUGAUAAUUUCGUGUGGCUCAGUGUGGUAUUAUACAAUACUUAUUUCAGCAAAUGCAAAUGUUGUGUAAUCCUUUUAAACAGGUUCAGUAACCACUCUUUCUGUUCAUCAGAUUCGUAGUGCUCUCCAAAUGUACUGCCUUUCUUUAAUUAUUGUGGCUCUUUGGAUUUUGUUGUUCAUUGUCUGAACCAAAAAAAAUGCAAUAUAUCUUUUAAGUCAGUUUUCUUUCUAUUGCCGUGUGGCAAACAUGGCAUAAAUAAAAUAGUGUAAGCAAGAUGACAGAGAUUUGUGACUUGUAGUAGUCUCUGUAAUGCCCAUUUAUAAAUUUUUAUCAAUCAUGCCAGUGUGGCUGUACAUUAUGUACUCUCCCUUUGAAUGCAAGUUUUGUGAAAUUUAAUGGGAACUGAUUCCAGAUAAUAAGCACCAGAUUUUUCAUCCAUUUGCCCUGCUCUCUGUUCCUGGAUUUGUUGUUAACUUCUCAUAGCUACUUUGUUAUAUACUGAAACUAUUUCAGUCAUGCCAGUGUGUGAUAUUUUAGGCUUCUACAGGCAAACUGACUUAAGGCUUUCAAUUGGAGAACUGGAAGGGAAAAAAUUCACUGAACAAGGUUUCUUUACAUAUCACGAACUACAUCCGUCUUUGCAAAAUAUACCAAUUUGUUACUGGGUGGUAUUUUUUCCUUCUGUAGUCUUCUGAAAAUAUGCAAAGCUUAACACGUUCCAUUGUCAAAUAAUUUGACAUUUAUUUUCUUAGAAAAUUAUUUUUAUAAAGAUAUGGAAAAUCAAACUUAAAAUGAAGCAUUUUAGCAUGGUGCACAUUGGUAGUAUUGAGAACUGACAUAAGUUGGAUAGGUGUAGGGGGACCACAUGAAUAACACCACUUGUAGAAAGCUAUAGGAAGUGUUAAAGUUUGUUUUCUCUGUGCAUGUGUGUGUGUGUGUGUGUGUGUGUGUGUGUGUGUGUGUGAGAGAGAGAGAGAGAGAGAGA